Molecule: messenger RNA, 3143 nt
Organism: Bombus terrestris (buff-tailed bumblebee)
Lineage: Eukaryota; Metazoa; Arthropoda; Insecta; Hymenoptera; Apidae
Gene: Iru
Product: E3 ubiquitin-protein ligase RNF126-A
Exons: 8
Coding region: 1100-2032 (310 amino acids)
Molecular function (GO): ubiquitin protein ligase activity
Source: RefSeq, a predicted model, not a curated record
UUUUUAAUACAGUUUCACGUAGAACGUUACAUAACUUGAUACGAAAUUUCUGCAAUCGAUGUAACGCUCUUUUCCUUUUUUAAUUUCUUAUAGUUGCGUAAAUAUUUGUAUAAAGAUUUUACAAAUUUGAGCAUGAUCAAACAUGUGGUGAAAUGGAGACAUAGUCAAAGAUAUUCGUGCACGGUCUACUCGAAAAUAAUGCCACUAUACGCGAGUACACUGUACCAAAAAAUGACACGCACACACGCGCGCAUACACACAUAUAAAUGUAUAUUUAAUUACAUAUAAUAAUUUGAUAGCUAAAUACGAUAUCGAGAGUCGUACAUAUCGAUCAUAUUUUUCCGAAAACUAUUUGUUAUUGCAGUAUAUUUUUAAUUAAUAAUGUUUUUCAUCGUGUGAUCCCUGAAUAAAAAUGAGUAGCUAAAUAAAUGGUCAAGUAUACAUACAUACACAUGAAACAACCGUGCGUACGUGUACAGCAUACCUAACCUUAUAUUUCUCUGUCGAGAUACAUAUGUAUAAUAUUUGAAAUGCACGAGCCAUUUGAAAUGUAUGCACUAAGUAUAUACGUAUUUAACGAUUGAUAAAGUAAAUAAUUAUGCACGUUUGGUGCAUCUUUUACCAUAAAAAGUAAAAGGAUUUCAUCUUACUUGCUACAUACGAACGAAAAUAUUAUGUACGUAGUAUAUAGAUAUUUAGUUUUGAAGACGAUCUAGUCUUUUUAUUCAGAAAAUGUCUUCACGGAUAUUUUACAAAUGGAAAUAAAAGACACAAUGGUAUUAUACUUAUAACUGAUAAUUGAGAAAAAAGAUUAUCAUUUGAAUAAAAGUUAGGAAACAACAAAAUAUAUUAAAACUAUAGGAAACUAAAACUAAAGAAUUGUAACCGAACGAUAUAAUGAUAGAUUGAUGCGUAAAUCGACUAAUUUAAUUAAACGCCAUCUCGUGAUAUGUAGAGGUAUCAUUUAAAAUCAGUAGUUUUCCAGUUCUGUUUCGGCAUUCGCUUAAAACGUAAUCAACGUACAUCAAGAAUUGUGACGGGUUACGAUUCAUCACGAUAGUCAGAAAUAGGCAAGAGGAGCAAAGAGGACACGUAAAAGAUGGCGGAAGCCGUUGUAGACGGGGCAAUGUCCCGAUUUUUUUGUCACAAAUGCAGUAUCGAAAUUGAACGUUUAUUACCUGAUUACACGUGUCCAAGAUGUUCGAGUGGUUUCAUAGAGGAAUUAGAAAGCGAUAGCAGUGACAGCGGAUCUGGAAUGCAUAUUAAUAAUGACUCGGAUGAUCUUUGGGAACGUUACGCGGAUGUUCCUUUAAGAGGGGAAUACGAGACGGAAUUCUCUAAUCAGUUUGAAACACCGUUUAGUUCUACACCUGUUAGAAAUAACGGUCCUGCUGGUAGAAGACGAGCUCAUUGGACACGUAAUCCACAAGAUACACGUCGUUCUAAUAGCAGUCGUGGACGACAGGAAGUAAUGCCUGUGUCUGUAGAGAAUUUCAUACAAGAUUUUAUACUUAAUCUCUCAGAAGGAGUAGCACAAGCUGCACAACUACCUGUAUUCAAUAUUAGACUGUUCUUGGGAAAUCCUGGAGAUUAUGUCUGGGGUCAAGAUGGCUUAGACGCGAUUGUAACGCAAUUAUUGAAUCAAAUUGAUGGAACUGGUCCACCUCCCUUACCGAGAAAACAAAUCGAUGAAAUACCAACUAUAACUGUGAGUCAAUGUCAUGUGGAUAGUAAACUUCAAUGUUCCGUUUGUUGGGAAGACUUCAAACUUUCUGAACCAGUUAAGCAACUUCCUUGUUUACAUCUAUAUCAUACACCGUGCAUUGUGCCAUGGUUAGAAUUGCAUGGUACUUGCCCUAUUUGUAGACAGCACUUGGGAAGUCAAAAUUCAGCAGAAGUACAUCAGGAUACCGUAGGACGUAGCUUAGUCGCUCUCUUUAGGGCAACCAACGAAUCAAAUAAUACUAGAACAUCAUCACCUUCAUCCUCGAGUGGUAAUAACUCCAGUAGUAACUCAUCGAGUGAGAUUUGAGAUUGAUUAUCCUGUCUUAAUAUUUUCUCUACCCAGCAGGACACGCAAAUAUACACACACGACAUGCGUCUAUUUUUCACUUUUUUCAAAUUUGUUUCCUGGCACUGUUCACUCGAGCGAUGCUCAUAUAUAUCAAUAUUGUAUCUGGACACUAAUAUAAAUUUCAAGCUUUAUACUUCAAUCAACAGUGUAAUGUGAAACAAGAAAAAAUAACGCAAUAUAAAAUUACAACCUGCAUGUGUUGCUUUGCAUGAAUUAUAACGAGAUAUGAACAUUAAGAGUCAAACAAAGACGUGCGUAUUUAUAGUUGAAAUAAUCAUUGUUGCUAUAUAUAUGUAUAUAUUUAUUUACGCGCGCGCCUGCAUAUACACAAUUUCAUAGUUUGCAAAAAUAAGUAAGAAAUUUAAGAAAAAUGUGUAUGUUUCUUUAUAAAAGUUUGAAUUUGGAUGUUUAAUAAAUUUAAGGUGAUUACAAUAAUGUUUACAAAAUGAGAAAUGAAGAAAAAACACUGUAACAUAAUCUAAGCGUAGGAAGUGUGUUAUAUAUAAAAAUAAUGGAAGAAACAUUAGUGGUUUUAAUUGUGUACAGUUUAAUUGAAAAUUUAUGCAUCAAUUUUCUUUCUGGCAUACUUUUUUUUUCUUUUUCUUUUUUUUUUUUUUAUUUUCAUUCAUAUGAUCUUGAUUUUUUAUGCUGUUUAAUUAUAACAUACAUGUACGAGUAUUUCUUUGAGUUUUAAGAAUUGUCAAAAAAAUUAGCCACUAAUAUUCUUAUUUACAUUCUUUUCUUGAAACUAAGUGUUUGCACCAGUAUUGUACUGCAAAUUGUUAUCAAUAUAAUUUAUUUUAUUUUGAUCAUUAACAAAUAUCCUAUGCAAUUUAUGCUGGUGUAUGAAAUACACGCAAGAAUUGGUUAUGAAAUAAAAUUACAGAGAUAACAAAAUUACAAUGGAAGUUAUGAGAAAUGGAAAAGUAGAAUGGAUCAUGAUAUUUGUGUACUUGUUUGAAAUUGUACUUUCUUUCUCAAAUACGGUUAUAUACUAUGCUAUAUAAAUUAUGUUACUCUUUUCAUCAUAAAAUCGAGCAUAAAUAUAUUACAUUAACUAUUAGCGCAA